Phacochoerus africanus (Common warthog) is the source of this 1410-nucleotide messenger RNA. RefSeq names its product uteroferrin-associated basic protein 2. Gene Ontology annotation, molecular function: serine-type endopeptidase inhibitor activity. The record is from RefSeq and is a predicted model, not a curated record. NCBI's taxonomy places the organism in Eukaryota, Metazoa, Chordata, Mammalia, Artiodactyla, Suidae. The coding region runs from base 85 to 1350 and encodes 421 amino acids. Gene Ontology annotation, biological process: negative regulation of endopeptidase activity. The transcript is spliced from 5 exons.
CAUUUUCAAACAACAGAGGUGUUUCCUUCCAGCUCAUUUCCCAGCCAGGAGUGGAGCUGAACAGCUCUCUGGAUUGUUGCAGAAAUGUCCCACGGGAAAAUGCCUCUGGUGCUUUCUCUGGUUCUCAUCCUCUGUGGCCUUUUUAAUAGCAUCUCCUGUGAAAAGCAGCAAACCUCCCCAAAGACUAUUACCCCAGUCUCAUUCAAGAGAAUUGCAGCUCUCUCCCAGAAGAUGGAAGCUAACUACAAGGCUUUUGCCCAAGAAUUGUUCAAGACUCUGUUAAUCGAGGAUCCCAGAAAGAAUAUGAUCUUCUCCCCUGUGAGCAUCUCCAUUUCCCUGGCCACCCUCUCCCUGGGGCUCAGAUCCACAACACGCACCAACGCCAUUGACAUCCUGGAACGUGACCUCAGAAACCUCCGAGUGUGGGACAAGCACCAGGCUUUACAGCAUCUUGUUGAGAUGCUGCACGAGCUAGAAAAGAAGAAACAGCUGAAGCACAAGGAUAUUUUCUUUAUCGAUAGGAACAAGAAGAUGAACCAGAUGUUUCUGAAGGCGAUCGAGAGGGUAUAUAAAGUGGACAUCCAGAUGAUCGACUUUAAAGAUAAAGAAAAAACCAAGACGGCCAUCAACCAAUUUGUGGCUGACAAAAUAGAUAAGAAAGCCAAAAACCUAAUCACCCACCUGGACCCUCAGACCCUCCUAUGUCUUGUCAACUACGUUUUUUUCAAAGGCAUUUUGGAAAGAGCUUUCCAAACCAACCUCACAAAGAAGGAGGACUUCUUUGUGAAUGAAAAGACCAUAGUGCAGGUGGACAUGAUGAGGAAGACAGAACGAAUGAUUUACAGCCGGUCAGAGGAACUGCUGGCUACGAUGGUUAAAAUGCCUUGCAAAGAAAAUGCGUCCAUAAUUCUUGUCCUCCCUGACACAGGAAAAUUUGACUUUGCUUUAAAAGUGAUGGCUGCUAAGAGAGCUAGACUUCAGAAAACCAAUGACUUCAGAUUGGUGCACUUAGUUGUGCCCAAGAUCAAGAUCACCUCCAAGAUAGACUUAAAACGUCUGCUUCCAAAGAUUGGCAUCAAUGACAUAUUCACUACCAAGGCCGUCGCCUGGAACACCACCAAGAAGAUUUCGACUAUCCUGGAGGCCGUGCAUCAUGCUGUGAUAGAGGUGAAGGAUGAUGGCUUGACCAAGAAUGCAGCCAAGGACAAGGAAUUUUGGAAGGUCCCCGUGGACAAGAAGGAGGUCCCCGUGGUUGUGAAGUUUGACAGACCCUUCUUCCUCUUUGUAGAGGAUGAGAUAACUCGAAGAGACCUCUUCGUGGCCAAAGUCUUCAACCCCAAAACUGAGUAGAGGUGGGGCCAGGCUGUGCUGAGCAGGAACUUUGGUCAUGAAUAAAAUGAAUAUAAUUCA